UUCCAGAUUUCUUCCAGUCAGUAAACACGUUCGCUGCUUGUCUUUGUUAGUUUCUUUAAGAUUUUACCCUCGCUUGUUGAACUUGGACAAUCAAGAUGCGUUUCCUCAAUAUUAUUAUCUCUAUUAUGGCCUUUGCUGCUUCGGCUCUAGCCCUUACCAUCACCCAGCCCCGAACUAACGAUCAGGUGGACUUUAGCAAGCCCUACACUAUCAAGUGGACUACCGCUGGAUCCGACCCAACCGAGUUCAGUCUUGUACUAGUUAAUAUGAACAGCCAGCCUAGUGUUAGCAAGAAUAUCGGCAAUGUGAAGACCUCAGCGAACGAAUAUACUAUUAAUAAAAUCACAGGGAUCCCGGUUGCUUUUGGCUACCAAUUCAAUGCCAUCUCCAACACCACGACGAACACCGGAAUCCUAAGCCAGUCCUCGCAGUUUAAUGUGACUGCGGUUGGCAAGGUCGAGACAACCACUUCUAGUACUACCAGCGCCACCCAGACCGCAGCUGCCGCGACCUCCUCGUCCGCAGGAUCUGCCUCGAUCCCGCUUUCGAUUUCCGGCCCCAUUGCCGUCGUCGGCGCGCUCGCGAUACGCUCUCUCGCCGUUCUCCUGUAAGCAUGAAUCAGCAUCAGGUACGGUACGAUCAAAAAGUUGAGGGCCCGAAUCAAAACCGAUCUCCGACAAGACCGAUUCCCGCCUCCCCCAGUCCCUAAUAAACUCCCAUCCAUCAACCCCCCAUUUUCCUCUCCAUUGUCUAUGUUUUUUUCUUAGUCAUUACCGUCUCUAGCUACAGAUUCUACAACUUCCCGAGACCCAUAGGUGGAAGAGCUAGCUAU
Molecule: messenger RNA, 832 nt
Organism: Aspergillus heteromorphus CBS 117.55
Lineage: Eukaryota; Fungi; Ascomycota; Eurotiomycetes; Eurotiales; Aspergillaceae
Product: GPI anchored serine-threonine rich family protein
Exons: 5
Coding region: 96-611 (171 amino acids)
Source: RefSeq, a predicted model, not a curated record